GCGCGUCCUCGGCGGCGGCGGCUUCACUUCUCUCCGGGCAGCGGGGGCAGGAGCGGCGGCGGGAGCAGCAGCAGCACAACAGCGGCCGCCGCCGUGGCCCGAGGAGGGGGGCAGAGAGAAGAAAAGGAGCGGGCGGCGGGCAGCCGGGGUAGGGCAGGGCAGAGCGGGCUCAUGACUCAGUGACCAGCCGCUGCCCCCUUCCCAGCCCCUCGCCCGGCCACGGAUCGUCCCGCAGCCCCGCAGCAGCGAGAGCGACCCGCGCUCGCCCGCAGUGCAGCAUCUGCCAUGUCUACGGAGGGGCAGAGAGUUGAUGAUAGUCCAAGCACUAGUGGAGGCAGCUCUGAUGGAGAUCAACGUGAAGGUGUUCAGCAGGAACAAGAAAGGGAACAAGUUCAACCCAAGAAAAAAGAGGGCAAAAUAUCAAGCAAAACAGCUGCUAAACUGUCAACUAGUGCUAAAAGAAUUCAGAAAGAACUUGCAGAAAUUACAUUAGACCCUCCUCCCAACUGUAGUGCUGGACCCAAAGGAGACAACAUUUAUGAAUGGAGGUCAACUAUACUGGGGCCUCCAGGGUCAGUAUAUGAAGGUGGCGUUUUCUUCCUUGACAUUACCUUUUCACCGGACUAUCCUUUUAAACCACCUAAGGUAACAUUUCGGACAAGGAUCUAUCACUGUAACAUCAACAGCCAAGGCGUCAUCUGCCUGGACAUUUUAAAAGACAACUGGAGUCCAGCAUUAACCAUUUCUAAAGUUCUCCUCUCCAUCUGCUCCCUCCUCACAGACUGCAACCCGGCUGACCCCCUGGUUGGAAGUAUUGCCACUCAGUAUAUGACUAACAGAGCAGAGCAUGACAGAAUGGCCAGACAGUGGACCAAGCGAUAUGCCACAUAGGAACCUCCUCUAGGAUUUGCUGGACCUGUGCAAGCACAUUCACUAAGUGCAUCAAUAGCCCUUCCCUUCAUUCUUAUUUUUUAUUAAAUUUUGAACCAUUUUGUGACAAAAGGUCUUACUUUCUUUUUGGUUUAUUUUUAUUUUUAUUUUUAUUUUUAUUUGUUUGGGGGUUUUUUGUUCUGUUAACUUGAAAGUUGUUUCCCUCAAAUGUAGACAGGGAAUUUUGGUUAUCAGUGCAAAGAAUGUUGGAUCUGUAAUAGUAUAGAGCUUUGUCACAAAGCUUUGUAUUAAUGUGUGUUUUUUUUUUUUCUUUCAUGUGGUUUUUGGGAAAACAAACAAAUUCAGAAUUAUAUCUCGUUUCUACUUAAAUGUAGUGUUUAGGGUUAUUUUUUUGUACUGAAGUCUUUAAUGGUGGGUGCAUGCUACUGGGAACAAGUUUUGUAUAAAAGCUUAAAAUCAAGAAUCACUGUGCAUUACUAAGACUGUGUUUAUCACUAGCCUUCCGUUUCCCACACAAAAGGCUAUUGCAUUGAACAAAUUAAUAUGUAUUUUGAUUUACUUAAAAGAAAAGUGCUUGUAAAUUUCUUAGGGACCUGCCACUUUUGACUGUGGAUCAGUUGAUGUACACUUGUAUUAUUAAAGCACUCAAUAAAACACUGUGGCUGAUAAAUGCA
Oxyura jamaicensis (ruddy duck) is the source of this 1565-nucleotide messenger RNA. Its product is annotated as ubiquitin-conjugating enzyme E2 E2. NCBI's taxonomy places the organism in Eukaryota, Metazoa, Chordata, Aves, Anseriformes, Anatidae. The record is from RefSeq and is a predicted model, not a curated record. Gene Ontology annotation, molecular function: ubiquitin conjugating enzyme activity. Gene Ontology annotation, cellular component: nucleus. Gene Ontology annotation, biological process: protein polyubiquitination. The transcript has 6 exons. Bases 286 to 891 code for a protein of 201 amino acids.